CCCAACCCCCGGAGAAGGUGAGGGCAGGCCUCCUCCCCCGCCCUCCCUGGCCUGCUGGCUGAGCUCCCACCAGCCAGCCGCCGCCGCAUCAUCAAUAUUUCAUGGGCGUCAAUAAGAGGCAGCGGCAGCAGCGGGGACAGCGGCUGCAGCAGCGUUCUUGCCAGCUCUAGCCAUAGCUCACUGGAAGAGUCAGGCUCCUGGUACUGCCCACCACCAUGGACGUCUUCAAGAAGGGCUUCUCCAUCGCCAAAGAGGGUGUGGUGGGCGCUGUGGAGAAGACCAAGCAAGGGGUGACGGAAGCAGCUGAGAAGACCAAGGAGGGGGUCAUGUAUGUGGGAGCCAAGACCAAGGAGAAUGUUGUGCAGAGUGUGACCUCAGUGGCUGAGAAGACCAAGGAGCAGGCCAAUGCUGUGAGUGAGGCCGUGGUCACCAGCGUCAACACAGUGGCCAUCAAGACGGUGGAGGAGGCGGAGAACAUCGCCAUCACCUCCGGAGUGAUUCGAAAGGAGGACCUGGAGCAACCAGCUCCCUCGCAGGAGGACAAGGCAGCCAAAGCGGAAGAGGAAGUGGCUGAGGAGGCCAAGAGUGGAGGAGACUAGAGGGAUGCAAGUCAGCCAUGGAGGAGGAAGAGCCCUCUGCCUUGGACCCCACCGGGCAUGAGGACUGCCCAGCCCUGGAGCGUGACCUGGGUUGCCCAUGUUCCCACACCUGACCACCCACAGGGCCUGUCCUCCUACACUGCCUUCACCUCCCUCACCUCCCUUAAUCAGUCGCUUUGCCCCCUGGUCCUUCUGACCCCACAGAUGCUGCUGUGAAUUUUUGUUUUUAAUGAUUCCAAAUAAAACUCAAGUCCUCAUUCCUGACCAUAACAUGCCCAUGCUUCCUUAC
Molecule: messenger RNA, 888 nt
Organism: Panthera uncia (snow leopard)
Lineage: Eukaryota; Metazoa; Chordata; Mammalia; Carnivora; Felidae
Gene: SNCG
Product: synuclein gamma
Exons: 5
Coding region: 216-599 (127 amino acids)
Biological process (GO): synaptic vesicle endocytosis; synapse organization; chemical synaptic transmission
Cellular component (GO): axon terminus; cytoplasm; neuronal cell body
Molecular function (GO): cuprous ion binding
Source: RefSeq, a predicted model, not a curated record